AUGCGCGCCACGAAGGUUGUCCUUUUAAUUUUAAUUUCAGUGGCGUGUACUGGUGCCGUUGAUGUAAAAUAUUUAAGCAAAGUUCAGACUUUGGUAAAACAAUAUUUAAGUGAAUUUAGCGUUAAUAGUACCAAUAAAUGUAUAAGAUAUGUUGCAAGUUUGCCAAUUUCUUCCAAGUUAAUAUUAUUUGAUUCAAGUGCAAAAGUUCCCAAUGGAAUUCUCAACCUAAAUCUCAAUGAUUUAGGAAGUUACGACGAGUGCUUAAACAUUCGUGAAACAAUACACAAUGAAACACUUAAUGGAAAAUAUUGUUUGGGCACUUUUAAAUUUCAACUUGGAGAACUUUAUAAACAGUUUAGUAGUUUUCAAUCAGUUUUGGAAGAAAAUAAUAGAACAGAAGAUGCUAAUAUAGCAUUAAGCUUUUAUCUAGGUUAUUGCUUGUUGGACGUCUGUAGCCCAGAAGAUUUUCACACAAUUUUACCCUGGGCUACAUUUGAAGAUAAAUAUUGCUAUUCCAAAGCAAAAGAACAUGAUUUCGAUACAUGGGAUAUAACAGCUAUAUUUAUAUUUGCUUUUUUCGCAGCAAUUGUUUUAUUGUCAACAAUAUAUGAUUUAUAUUUAUAUUACACAGAAACAAAACCCUCUUAUAUUAUACUUAUCGCAUUUUCCCUGUGGACAAACGGGAGGAAAAUAUUCACACCAACUUCAAGUUCGGAUCAGCUAACUUGCAUAAACGGUAUUAAAGCUAUUAGCAUAUCAUGGAUAGUUUAUGGUCAUGUGAAUUUGUAUCUGCUUUAUUUUUCUGUGGACAAUCUAAAGGAUAUGGUGCUCUAUUCCAAAGAUAAAAAGAACAUGCACAUUAUGGCUGCCUCGUUGACUGUUGAUACUUUUUUGGCUGUUGGUGGGUUGUUGCUGGUUUAUACCAUUAUAAAAGCAAGUGAUAAAGGACUUAAACUUAAUGUUCCAAUGAUGAUUCUACAUAGAUAUUUAAGGUUGACACCCGCCUUAGCAGCAAUGCUACUGUUUCAAAGUACUCUGUUUCGAUAUGUCAGUAGUGGUCCCAAUGCUGGUGCAGUAGACGACCUUAUUAAACCUUGUAGAACUUAUUGGUGGUCUGUUUUACUUUAUGUUCAGAACUGGUUUAAUGUAAAUGAUAUAUGCAUUGGCCAGUCUUGGUACCUCUCCGUGGAUAUGCAAAUAUUUAUAUUAACACCAUUGGUUUUAAUACCUUUAAUAAAAUGGCGAAAACUGGGCAUAAUGCUUUUAAUUGGUUUGACUAUAGCUGGAAUUGCAAUUCCAUUUGGUGUGACCUAUGCAUUGGACCUAAAAAGUUCAAUGGCAGCUGAUGAACAGCUGGAUUCUUUUGAUUACAUGGACUACUAUUACGAGCAAUCUUAUGCCAGAUUUGGGCCUUAUGUAAUAGGAAUGAUUUUUGGUUAUAUUAUUUACAUGUUGAAAUAUAAAAACUUGAGCGAUGGGAAGUUAUCAUCCAGUAAAUUAAUGAUACUGGCUUUAUGGUGUAUAUCUCUAUGUGGACUUUUUGCAUGUACCUAUGGAAAUGCAGGGGUUUUUACUGGUUCUACAACUGAUAUAAUAUCGAGAUCAUUUCAUAAUGGUUUAAAUAGAAACGCCUGGGCUUUUGCUGUGUGUUUAAUAAUAUCUUUAUGUGCACUAGGAUAUGGAGGUCCAGUAAACGCGUUUCUAUCAUUGCCCAUUUUUCAAGUUUUGGCCAAAAUAUCUUACGCUAUAUAUUUGACACACAUCUCCGUUAUACAGAUGAGACUCAUGAACGAGAAGAUUGUAGAACACUUUUCAUCAAGGGAUAUUAUAAAUGACUUUUGGGCUGACUUUAUGAAUACCAUAAUAAUAUCAUUUUUUUUCACAGCCGUUUUUGAAUCUCCUAUAAUAACAAUUGAAAAAAUUAUUUUUGGUGAGAACUACAUUUUGAGAGCUUUAUAUUUUUAUUUAAUUUUUUUUACAGGAAGUAAGACGCAAUCAAAAAAUAAGAAAACUAAAUUUUGUAAAUGA
Brassicogethes aeneus is the source of this 2028-nucleotide messenger RNA. Lineage: Eukaryota; Metazoa; Arthropoda; Insecta; Coleoptera; Nitidulidae. The record is from the annotation of a GenBank genome assembly.